Molecule: messenger RNA, 2715 nt
Organism: Rotaria sp. Silwood2
Lineage: Eukaryota; Metazoa; Rotifera; Eurotatoria; Philodinida; Philodinidae
Source: the annotation of a GenBank genome assembly
AUGGUACGCAGUGGUUUUCCACAGUUAUGGGCACAUCGAGUGUUAUGGGCAUUUGUGGUUACAUGGGAACGAGUUCCAGGUCAUGCACCAAAUCCCAGUCGAAAUACCUAUCAGGCUAUCAUAGCAACAAAUGGACUUUAUUCGUUUACUAUUUUCUUAUACAAUCAAUUGGAAUGGUCUGCUGGAGCAUGGGGCAGUUAUCCUCAAGUUGGUUUUAAUGCUGGCGAUGAAGUUAACUAUUUUACUCUAGAAAAAUCUUUUACAGCGGAUGUCAUUACUGUGGUACACGAUUCGAAUAUUGGUGUACCUGGGCAGUUUAUUUUCAUGACAAAUGGUCUUAUUAGUGAAGUGCGAUGUAAUUCGAGUGGAGGCUUACAAAGUUCACCUUUUCGAGGCUCCAUGCAUGGCGGCUAUCCCCUACGGUUAUUUGGAAUCUGUUUUCAUGAAUCAUCUAUCAUUGUUGAAAUCAAUGGUAAAAGAAUCAAUAAUUGCCGAAGUACUUUAGUCUCUGUAGAAUGUACUAUGCCGAUGGUAUCUGAAGGUCGAAUGCAAAUCAGAGUUUUUGAGUCUGGAAAUCUAAUUGGGCAAUCAGAAUUUUUAUCGUUUAUGCCAGAAACUAAUGCCAAUGUAAUACUGAGUAAUCACGGUGCACUUGAUUAUUCAUAUGCGCUGCGUGAAGAUACUCAUGUAAAUUUAUACUUUUUAACAAAUGCUCUUACUACAAAUAAUUUUUUUCGACUUGUAGUCUAUGAUUACAGUGCUCAGUACAUAGUAAGAAAUAAUACAUUCUAUAAUAUAGAUACCAACAGAGUUGAUUUGCCCAGUCCCCCAUUGAACCUUUCUGCAAUGAGUAACUUAACCAUUCGUUUCUCGUCGAUUUUUCCUCCUACGGGUGAACCAAUAGAUCGAGUCCAUUUGUUGGACAUCACUUUUGAACUUAUUGCAUCAAAUACAACAUCACAAACAAAUUCAUGGAAAGGAGCACGACAAUUUACUGUACGCCUCUUUGUUAUGCCUUAUUUAGUAACUUUCAACUACUGUCAACCAUGGUCUGCUCUGCAAUCCGACCUGAAUACAAUCAAUUUAGCCAACGCAGUCCCUGGAUGCCCAUGCCGAGUAAGAACAACAUGGGAUGAAGAACAGCUUGGAUUUAGUGCUGAUCCAGCAUGCGACGGGCGUAAAUCGGGUAUGUUCAAUUGUCGAUUGCACCAAGGAGCAAGAGGCUGUUAUCGAAGAAAAUCGACAACAAGUGAUGGAGCUGCACAUUGUUGCUAUAAUAACAAUGGCGGGUUAAUUACAGAUAGAAAAUUGGGAGGUGGUUCGUUGAUAGCCCAUUAUCCUGAAACUUUAAAAGCAUUAUCUACAUUUCGAUAUUUUUUCAUGGAUCGUCUUCCUUACGCCUCAUGUUGUGGUGUUGGAACUGAGAUGCUUUCCACUUGUGCACAAUAUAUUAGAUAUAGACGUCCCAGAAGCGCUUGUAUCAAUUUCAAUCUGGAAACUGGAGUGGUAAACAAUGAUCCACACUUUUCAACAUUGGAUGGAAAUUUCUAUACAUUCAAUGGACAUGGUGAAUAUACUUUACUCAAAUCCAUUGAUAAGCAAUUUGAAAUCCAAGUGCGUCUCACACAACUUAGAAAUGAAUCAGCAAAUUCUGCAUCAAUACAAUCCAUGGAAAAUGCCACGGCUAUUACAGCGUUUGUUAUUCGUAACGAAGAUCAACCACGUGUUCAAUUUGAACUUUUUCCAAAAUUACGACUCAUAGAAAUCCGAGUCGAUGAGAAAUUAUUGGAAUUUACACCGCUUUCUGAACCUGAUGAAUUAUUAUCUUCAUCGUUAAUUUAUGGUGAUGAUCGUCAAUUAAUUAUUCGACAAACAGAUGUCAAUAGCUAUAGCAUCUCCUAUGGUGAAAGUGGAAUUCAAUUUAUUGUAGAUGUUCGACCACAGUUUGAUUUUCUCAAUUUGAUAUCUAUUAUGCCUAGUAAAUUUAAAGAGAAUCUAAAAUUUCAGGGUAUACUCGGUGGUUUCGAAGGUCUCGCCUAUGCAAAUGGAACCUCAUUAUCGACAAAUUUGAAUGAUGAUAAAGCAAUGUUCCAUUAUGGAGAAUCAUGGCGUACAACAAGCAAUUCUUCACUUUUCCAUUAUCUCUUUCAAGACAAUCAUGCUCAACAUCAAGACCUAACUUACCGUCCUACUUUUCAACAAGAUCUGUUUAAUAUGCAUGCUAAUACGAGUCGUUAUCAAAUAGCUAAAAAUGUAUGUCACAAUAUCGAUCGUGAAGAACAAUGCAUAUACGAUGUUUUGAUUACUAAUGAUGCGACUAUCGUUCAAAUGUAUAAAAAUUCUGAAACAUAUUUAACAGAUUUGAAUGAAUACAUCAUGUUGGUUACAGUAGAUAUAGAAAAUGGAACAAUGCCUAUAGUAAAUGAUGAAACCACAACAAUGGAAAACAUUGACGUCACAUCAAUAGGACUUGAUGAAACUACGACAACACGAAACGAUCAAACCACGACAACACGGAGCGAUCAAACCACAACAACGCGGAACGAUCAAACUACGACAACACGAAGCGAUUCAACUACGACAACACGAAACGAUCAAACUACGACAACAAGAAAUGAUGAUACCACCGAAAUGACACCAAACUCGGCAACAAACUAUGCUCUGACUGAACUUUGGAUGAUUGCUAUUUUAGCAUUGAUCGUUCUAAUUCAUUAG